AUGGGCACGAAAGACGAGAACGGGACAACGUCAACGCCGACGACGAAAUUACCAGCUCCAGCCCAAGACGAGGGGAAGGAAAGCCAUGGGACUGGCUCUAAUGGGCUUUUGAUGAAACAGCAGUCGUCGGUUUCCCCGCUGCCGUCGCUCCCUGGCGUCGCGCUUCACGUACUGAGACUAUGGUCGGUCAUUGCAGCACUCUAUUUGGGUAUAUAUCUCGUGGCUCUGGAGCUUACCAUGCUAUCGACCGUAUUACCCACCCUGACCAAUGAGUUCGGCACUCUCAAUGACAUUUCAUGGUACGAAUCCGCCUAUGUUUUGGCACUCUGUGUAUUCAUUCCCUUGGUCGGCAAGACCUACGACCAAUUCCCCAUCAAACUUGUCUACCUCAGUUUCAUGGCUGUCUUUGAAGUCGGCCUCCUGAUAUGCGCCCUAGCCAAGUCCAGUCCCAUGUUCAUCGCCGGCCGCGUCGUGAGCGGAAUUGCCUCGGCCGGUCUCAUCAGCGGCGCACUGCUCAUCAUCGGGUCCGCAUGCAAAGCCAACAUCCGUCCGCUCGUGACAGGGGCAGCCAUGUCCAUGAUAUCCAUUAGCUCGAUGACCGGACCCAUCAUCGCCGGCGUACUGACGACGCGCGCUACCUGGCGCUGGUGUUUCUGGAUGCUACUUCCCUUGGGCGCCGUCAUCAUGCUCGUGACCGGUGCUAUGAAGCUCCCGGAGAUCAGUCCUAGAGCCCCUGUCGUGCAAGCCCUGAGGACACUACACCGGGAGCUCGACCCGCUUGGAUUUGCCCUCUUCAGUGCAGCGACAAUCAUGAUAUUGAUGGCCAUCACGUGGGGUGGCAGCCAGCUGCCGUGGUCUUCUCCGACCAUUAUCGGCUUGCUGUGUGGCGGCUUCGUCGUGCUGGCGCUCUUCGUCUGGUCCGUGUGGGUACAAGGGAAUAGAUCACUUAUUCCGCCGUCUUGCCUCACGCGCCGCUCUGUCUAUGUCGGCAGCAUCGUCAUGUUUCUGCAAGGUGGGGCUUCUCAGAUCAUCCCCUUCUUUCUGCCGCUUUGGUUCCAGGCCAUCUUCGGGGAUAGUCCCAACGAGAGCGCCGUACAUGUAUUGCCUUCGCUGAUAUCCAUGGUGCUUUCACUCAUCACUUUCGGAGCGCUAGUCCGGAAGAUGCACUAUGCACCUCCAUGGGCCAUCUUUGGGAGCCUUUUGACAGCUAUUGGAUCUGGUCUUUUGUCCAGGCUGAGGCCAGACGCCACGCUCGGCCAGUGGCUCGGAUACCAAGUACUAACGAACAUCGGGCGCGGAGUGGCUUUCCAAGUUCCAGUCGUCUCGGUGCAGGAAGACCUCCCUGCCGCGGACUCUGCCAUCUGUUUGGCGACGAUCAAUCUGUUCAUGCAACUCGGUCUUGCCGUCUCCGUCUCAGCUUCUCAGACCAUCUUCCGAAACCAGCUUCCACUGCUCCUCCACAAGUAUGCACCUGGCGUGGAUGCUCACCUCAUCGCCGAAGCCGGCGCCACCAGCGUGCGAGAGCUUGUCUCGGCCACGGGUCUGCCUGGUUUUCUGCAGGCGUAUAACCUUGGGAUCACCGAGAUGUUUCAUUUAUCUACCGCAGCCGCAGGCCUGGCCUGCCUUGUUAGCAUUGACUUGCCCUGGCAAGAUAUCGCUUCUAAAAAGACAAAUGACGGUGUAGAUAUUUAG
Molecule: messenger RNA, 1692 nt
Organism: Pestalotiopsis fici W106-1
Lineage: Eukaryota; Fungi; Ascomycota; Sordariomycetes; Amphisphaeriales; Sporocadaceae
Exons: 5
Coding region: 1-1692 (563 amino acids)
Biological process (GO): transmembrane transport
Molecular function (GO): transmembrane transporter activity
Source: RefSeq, a predicted model, not a curated record